Molecule: messenger RNA, 3693 nt
Organism: Rotaria socialis
Lineage: Eukaryota; Metazoa; Rotifera; Eurotatoria; Philodinida; Philodinidae
Source: the annotation of a GenBank genome assembly
AUGGACUACAGCUCGAUUGUCUUUCGCGAGUUCACGCACGAAUCACUUCAACGUAUUGAGUGUUAUCGACAAGAAGAAGCUGAACGUAUUACUUCUGAACGAUCAGAGGAAACACUAUGCAAAAACAACAUUAAUGACCAUCAUCUUAUAAAUAAAUCAUCAAAAGAUCCAGCAAAUGCUUCUAAACGAAAGCCUAAUAAAGAAUUGGCCACUGGAGAAACAUUACCAUUAAUUUUACAAUAUAAAUUUCCUCCUAAACUUAUUGGAAAACCUAUUGAAGAAAUUGAUCAGUAUUAUCGUGUUGAAUAUGGAUUUAUGGUUAUUAGUGCAAAUAACACAAUAUAUCGAUUUAGUUCAACACGCGCUUGUUAUUUAUUUUCUCCAUUUAAUUGCUUUCGGCGCAUAGCUAUACGUAUAUUAACACAUUCACUUUUUCUUACAUUGGUUAUGAUUACUAUUUUAACUAAUUGUGUAUUUAUGACACUUAAAAAUGCACCAGAAGUGAAUGAAUAUAUUUUUACAGCAAUUUACACAGUUGAAGCUUUAAUAAAAUGUGUUGCAAGAGGAUUCAUUCUAGAAAAACAUACAUUUUUACGUGAUCCAUGGAAUUGGUUGGAUUUCAUAGUAAUUGUGCUUGCAUAUAUAACAUUUUUUGUCCAUCUAGGAAACGUUGCAGUAUUACGAACUUUCCGUGUAUUAAGAGCAUUAAAAACUGUUGCCAUUGUACCUGGGUUAAAAACUAUUGUUAAUGCUUUGAUACAAUCGUUUAUUGCUCUACGAGAUGUGUCGGUUUUAUCGAUUUUUAUUCUUUCUAUAUUUGCUUUGGUUGGAUUACAACUUUAUAUGGGUACUCUCCGACAAAAAUGUGUACCGAGUUAUGACUCGUUUGUAAAUAAUACAAACUCGUACAGUGAAGGAUUUAAUAUGUCAUUUGAAUCCUAUUUGACAAAAAUUGAUAAUGAAAUUUAUUGGUAUAAAGAAAAUGGAGAUUAUCUCCUUUGUGGCAAUGCAAGUGGAACCGUAAGAUGUCCUGCUGGUUAUAUUUGUUGGAAAGAUCGAGGCAUGAACCCUAAUUUUGGAUAUACUAGUUUUGAUAAUUAUGGUUGGGCUAUGCUUUCAUGCUUUCGAUUAAUGACACAAGAUUAUUGGGAAAAUCUUUAUCAAUUGGUAUUGUCAACAGCUGGUCGUUAUCAUGCUGUAUUUUUUGUUGUUGUCAUUUUCUUUGGGUCAUUUUAUUUGGUUAAUUUAAUACUAGCCACUGUUUCCAUGUCCUAUCUUAAAGAACAAAUACUAGUUGAAGCUGAAAAUAAAGAGCGUGAGCGACGUAGAAAGGAUGAUGAACUGGAAAUACAAAAGGAAGAAGAAGGAAAAGUAUUAGAAGCUCAUGCACUUUUGCAUGUUGAUAAUGAACAAUAUGUUGAAAAUAGACGAAGUUUUGAAGAUUCAAAUCAUACAAAUUUACAUCCUGAUUUCCCUAUUGAACUUGAACAAAAUGGAAAAAAAAAGAAACUAAGUCACAAACAAUCAUUUCAAGCAUCACCAUCACCAUUUCAAUGUGAUAAAUUAAUAGCUGGUGCCACAACAAUACCAUUCUUUCGUGAAACACAAAAUAAUUCAACAGAUGAAGAUAGAAAAAGCGAACUAGUAGUUAGUUGUUCUGAUCUAGCAGAUCUCGGGCAAAAUGAUAAUCGAUUGACUAUUACACUCUAUCAAGCCGAACCUCAUGUCCAACAUGUUCAAACUACUGAAAUAUUAUCUGCUCAGGAAUCGAAUAGAACAAGUUUUCUACCAAAAAAUACAGCUGCAACGAAUACAAGUGGAGUGUUUAUCAGACUUGUACGAAUUUAUUGUUGUGAAUGGAGCUGUAAACUGGCAAUAUUUCAAAAGAUUCAAGCCGCCGUUGCUUUUAUUGUACUGGAUGCAUUUAUGGAUUUAUUUAUUACAAUAUGUAUUAUAUUAAAUACAUUAUUCUUGGCACUUGACCAUCAUGGCCAGAGUGAAACAAUGACACUAAUUUUAACAACAGGCAAUUAUGUUUUUACAGCUGUAUUUGCGGUUGAAGCUACACUUAAAAUAAUUGCACUGACACCAUCUAAAUAUUUAAAAAAUGGAUGGAAUGUAUUUGAUUUAUUAAUUGUUACAGUCAGUCUUAUUGAAUUAUGUUUUGCUCACGUAAAAGGUUUAAGUGUUUUACGUUCGUUUCGAUUAUUGCGUAUAUUUAAAUUGGCUAAAUCUUGGUCAACAUUGAAUCGUCUUAUAUCCAUUGUUGGUAAAUCAAUAGGAGCUUUAGCAAAUUUAACGUUGGUUCUCAUUAUUAUAAUAUUUAUUUUUGCUGUCGUGGGAAUGCAGUUAUUUGGUCAAAAAUAUGGAGAAAAUUUUGGCAAAGAUAUGCCAAGAUGGAACUUUUUUGACUUUUUUCAUUCAUUUAUGAUCGUAUUUCGUGUCUUAUGUGGUGAAUGGAUCGAAUCAAUGUGGGUGUGUCUUGAAUGUGCUGGAUGGCCCUGUGUUCCAUUUUUUUUGCUUACAUUUUUCCUUGGUAAUCUUGUGAUAUUAAAUUUAUUUUUGGCACUUUUACUGGCUUCAUUUGAUUCAAAUGUUUUAACUGAAAAAGAGGAUGAAGACGAUAAAAUUGGUGAAGCAAUUGAUCGUAUCCAACGAUUUUUUCAUUUGUUAAUUGAAAAUCUUGUUUACUUUUUUCGUGGAAAAAAACAACGGCAAAAAGAUGCUGAUGUCGAAAAUAAGAAUAAUGAAAAUCCACUUUCUACUGCAGAAGAACUAGUUAAUAAUAUUCCUUCAGCAAACUUUAAUCAAUCAGAAGACAUUAACUUCGCAGUACCUUUAAUUCAUGAUUUGUCAACAACACAUGAAGGCACUGAAGAGCAACCAAUCCAUGAUGAAACUAUAGAAUUUCAUCCAACACAGAGUAUUCUUUAUACGCCACCAUCUUGCUGCCCUAAAAUGAUAUUGAAGCAUUUUUGUUGCUGUGCUAAAUGUAUUCCACAAGGUAUUCACGAGCGAUGGACAACUAUUCGUAGACAUUCCUUUAGCUUAGUUGAACAUCGGUAUUUCGAAUGGUUUAUUAUUGUUAGUAUAGUAGGUAGCAGUAUAACUUUAGCUUUAGAAGAUGUUCACACUCGACAACAGCCAACAUUUUCUGAAGUUUUAGAGAUAUUCGACAAGAUUUUUACGAUUAUUUUUACACUGGAAUUAAUAUUGAAAUGGUUUGCAUAUGGAAUUAAAAAUUAUUUUACAGAUGGUUGGAAUAUAUUAGAUUUUGUUAUUGUUGUUGUUAGCGUUCUUGGAACUGGUCUUCAUUUGUUUGGUGUAGCUGAUAUUCCGGCAUUUAAAUCAAUGAGAACAUUAAGAGCUUUACGUCCAUUAAAGGCAUUAUCAAAAUUUGCAGGAAUUCGAAUUGUUGUCAAUGCAUUAUUUGGUGCCAUACCAUCGAUUUCUAAUGUUUUACUUGUUUGUCUUGUAUUUUGGUUAAUAUUUUCGAUUAUGGGUGUACAAUUAUUUGCUGGAAAAUUUUAUAAAUGUGUUUAUGUUGGUACACAUGAUCGUGUUGCAGCAUCAGAAAAUGUAACGAAUAAAACUGAUUGCUUAAAUAAAAAUUUUACAUGGGAAAACUCACGCCUAAAUUUUGACAACGUUCUUAAUGGUUACUUAGCAUUAUUUCAAAUUGUAAGUUACUAA